UAACCCCAAAGCCCUAUCUCUCUCCAAAUUCACCUUCUCUUUCUACUUUCUUUCUCUAUACGUUCCCUUUCUCCGCAUCAUUCACCUGUUGGCAAACUUUCUAUCUCCUUUCUGUUUCGGCUUCUAGGGUUUCCCUUCCGUCAAUUCAUCUCUCUUCCCUCUUAUUCCUUCAAUCUCCGCCGUUUGUUUGUCUCCUAUUCUUUUAGGGUUUCAUAAAUUUUGAUUUGGUUCCGGUUUAGGGUUGUCUCAAAUCUUCGUCAAUGGCGCCAUUGAUCAGGAGGGAUGCGGAGAAUUCCGAAGUGCAUCCAUUCAGUCUGUGGGUGGGUAAUGUGGGGAACAGCGUUACGGAGUCGGAUCUGCUGGCGGUAUUCUCGAGGUUCGGUGCGUUGGAUUGUUUUAUCUCGUAUUCGUCGCGGAGCUUUGCAUUCGUGUACUUCAGGCGGGGCGAGGAUGCUAGAGCGGCGAGAGAGGCUCUUCAGGGUAUGGUCGUUCUUGGGACUCCGAUGAAAAUCGAGUUUGCGAGACCGGCCAAACCAUGCAAAAGCCUUUGGGUGGGUGGUUUUAGCCCAUCGACCACCAAAGGAGAGUUGGAAAAUGAAUUUCUGAAGUUUGGUAAGAUUGAGGACUUUAAGUUUUUCUGGGACCGUAACUCUGCACUUGUUGAGUAUGUCAAGUUGGAAGAUGCGUCACAAGCCUUGAAAGGACUUAACGGAAAACAAAUAGGUGGUGCCAUGAUACGUGUUGAUUUCCUUCGAUUACAGACUUCAAGAAGAGAACAGGGGCCUGAAUUCCUUGAUACCAGGGAUGGGCAGUUUUCUAGUAGGACCACAGGACAUCUCAAUUCAGCAUGGAUGCCACAGGAUUCUAUUAUAAAUUACUCUGAACCUUAUUCUGGCUCUAAAAGACAGCAUUCAUCUCAAUCUUCUGUGAUCCGCAAAGGUGAAGGACAACCCAGUAAUGUGCUGUGGGUGGGCUAUCCUCCUUCCAUUCAGCUUGAGGAACAAAUGCUUUAUAAUGCAAUGAUCCUUUUUGGAGAAAUUGAAAGAAUAAAAAGUUUUCCAUCAAGGCAUUAUUCGUUUGUGGAAUUUAGAAGCAUAGAUGAAGCAAGGCGGGCUAAAGAGGGCCUGCAGGGCCGCCUUUUCAAUGAUCCAAGGAUAUCUAUAAUGUAUUCUAGUAGUGGGGUUGUACCUGGAAAAGAGUAUAAUCCAGGAAUUCCAGAAUCAAGACCAGAUACAUUUGUUAAUGAACUUCCUUUUCGACAUGUAGAUGUAUUUAGUCCUAAUGGUCCAAUGGUUUCAAAUAACUUUCCUGGACCAUCGCCGCCUAGUGGUAUUCUUGCAUCAAAUGUGAUGAGGACUGUUGGUUCUCAUGAACCUCCACGAUCAGGCCCAGGACUCAAUGAGUUGGCUGCACUUCGUAAUUUUCAGGAUACUAGUCCCAAUAAUCUGAUGGGUCCAAAUUGGAGAAGGCCAUCACCUUCUACACUUGGGAUGCUCCCUUCUCCUGUACCAAGCAUUAGGCCAUCUGUCAGACCUGUGUCUGCUGCCUGGGAUGUAUCAGAUGCAAAUCAAUUUCAGAGGGACUCUAAGCGAUCAAGGGUGGAUGGUGCUGUAUCAAUCAGUAAUCCUUCCUUCCCGCUGAGGAAGAGUGAUGAUCUAGGGCUUGGCUUGGAUGAUUUAUAUGGUCAGCAUGAUGGAAGUGCUUCUAGUUCAUUUUCCAAUAUCCAGGGGAAAAAUCGAUCUGGUCUGGUUGAUCCAAGGCUUACAAAUGCUGUAGCUGCUCAGAGCCAUUCUGGUACAGAUUACAUAUGGCGUGGCAUUAUAGCUAAGGGUGGAGCUACUGUGUGUCAUGCACGAUGUGUUGCUAUUGAGAAAGGAUUGUCGUCAAAACUUCCUGAGAUUGUCAAUUGCUCAGCUAGAACUGGCCUGGAUUUGCUUACUAAGCACUAUGCUGAGGCAGUUGGAUUUGAAGUGGUUUUCUUCCUGCCUGACAGUGAAGAUGACUUUGCUUCAUAUACGGAAUUUCUUUGCUAUCUGGGUUCAAAGGAUCGUGCUGGUGUUGCUAAACUUGAUGAUGGGACCACCUUAUUUUUGGUGCCUCCAUCUGAUUUCCUUUCAAAAGUUUUGAAAGUUUCUGGCCCUGAACGCCUGUAUGGUGUGGUUCUUAAAUUAGCCCAACAAGUGCCUAGUGCUGCAUCCAUGCAGCAACAAUCACAUAGGCCUGUUCCUUCAUCUCAAUACAGUGAUAGACAGCAGAUUCCUCCACAUGUUGAGUACAGUCUGAUCCCUCAGAAAGAACGGGUUCUGCAUAUGGAUCAUAAUAGUAGCAUUUUACAUGAGGACUCCUCACUUUCUCCAAAGCUGCGUUUGCCUUCCACCAGCGAGUCCCUUGCAACUCAGUCAAUUUCUCAAGAUCGUGCAUCGUCUAAUACAGCAGUAGUGUCUCAAGCUGGGCUUACUUUGACACCUGAACUAAUCGCCCAUCUGGCUUCAUUAUUACCUGGCGGUAUGCAGUCUUCUGCUUCAGUAAGUGCUCCGCAAUCAUUAGGCUCCUCUAUUGCAAGACCUUCACUUCCUCCCUCUGUUGCCCCUGAUAGAGGGACUCUGUCCCAGGGGCGGAAUCAAGAUCAUCAAACACCUCCCUCUCAACAGUCUGGGAAUCAGUUUCAUCCCCAGGCCCAACCUCUUCCUCAGUUCCAGAACUACCCAACUGUGACACAGACACCUGGCCACACUGCACUAGCAGUCCCUGAUGGCCAGAUUCAAGAUAAUACUUUCAACCUCCCUCAGUUGGGUACAAUUUCUUCUAGGCCAUUGACCAACUUGCCUGUCCCUUCACAAAGUGGACAGUUUGCUGUCUCCCCACAGGUCAACCAGCAGUAUCAGCUAGAAAUUCAUCAGAAUAGUCAGAAUGCCUAUGGGAUGGGCCGGGCUGAUGGUCCUACUACCUUCUCAAGUCAGGUUGAUGGUGCUUCAAACAGAGUGAAUCCAGCCUUGCCCAAUCAAGUGCAGCAGCUCCAAUCCAUGAUCAAUGGAGCUGGUCAGUGGUUAUCAGAUGAUGAUGCGGAUAAGAGCCAGCGGUAUCAGUCAACCAUACAGUUUGCUGCUGACCUCCUUGAGCAAAUAAGGAAGCAGCAACAACAAACUAAUCAAGCAGAGCAGUGGCCUGGAAAGCAGCAAUGAGAAUUGCAUCUUCAUCUAGGUAAUUCCUUUUGCCAGUGCUGGUUUUCUCUGAAUGGUGAGUCUAUCUUUAGGGAAAUAUUGAUUUCUGCUAUAAAUGUGGUUAAUUUUGUAAUAAGCUGGCUGUGUGUUUUGAAAUGUUUGCAUCAAAGAUGUCAUAGUUACAUGUUGCUUCCUCAUCCAUGUUGUAGGUGUAGUCAGCAUUUUCAUGGAAAUUGAGUGAAGUUCAAAAUUUAUUUCAGGCUUUAUAUGCCAGCUGCAAAUCUUUGUUAGCUGUUAAUAUCUUUUUGGAGUUUUUGGUCUGAUAAUGAGAUCCUAGAAUGGGAGUGUAGGAAUGAGUAAUUUACACUUACUUUUGGGAAUAUCCUUUCUCUUUCAUGAAUUUUCUGAGGGAAAUUUUAUGGGAAAGUAGUUUGUGGUUGCUUAGAAGUUUUGAGAUGUUUUGGGACGCUUAAAAGGGAAGUUCCUGUCUGUAGAUCUGGUCAGGAAAAUGGUCUAUGAAGUAGUUUUGGCAAGUGUUCCAAAAAAGUAUAGGACUGAUGGAUCUUAUUAUGAUUAAUUGGAAUUAUGACCUGAUGCAAAAUUGAUGGCACUUCUCAUGAGUAGAAUUUCUUGUUUGAACUAUGGCCCCUUUGGUAUGACAGAAUGUUAAGUUGAAUAUUUGUGGCUUUCCAUGUACAGGGUUCCAUUUCUUGGGCGGCUAGAGUUCUUUGAUAGAAAAUUAUGUUUUUAUGCUUUUGGAGUUAAUUCUGUUGCAAGGAUGACUUGUUUGUCAGACUAUGUUCCUUGAAGUUGAUCUAUUCUCUCAAUAUCUAGGUCUUGCAUGUUAUAGCUAAUAGUAGCUAACUUGAGAUUUUUUAUUGGAUCUCUGUAUAUUCAAACUGUAACGUUUUAUAUAAUAGAUGUUUAGAUGCUUAUUUUUGUGCUACAUCACAAAACUACAACACUUGAAGCCAAAAUCUCUUGAAACAUGUCUAAUGAAUUGUAGGAGAAAUAUUUUUUCCAUUUAUUUAUGAGAACACGCACUAACAGAGAGGAAAGAAAAGGAGAGAACAUUUACAAAAAUAGAUGAGAGACCUUUCAGUUGAACGUACAGGAAGCAGUACAAGAAGCAAAUGGGGAAAAGGCUAAGAUAACCAAUAACAAGAACUCCUAAGAACUUUUUGAUGCUGCACAUCCUAGAGUUGUGAGAUAACAUGGUCUCUCCCAACUUUCUUCCAUUGAUCUGCACUUGUUCUAAAAAAUCUUGGUGUUUCUUUUAAGCCAUAUAUAAUCUAUAUAAUAGCAAGGACAACCCCUUUCUACACGGCAACUCCUUUAAGGCUUUUACCCAACCCUAGGAAAUAGAUAACUAUCAUAUCUGCAAUCCCUUCCAAUCAAAAAAAAAAAAUAUCUGCAAUCCCUCUCAGAAGAGUUCAUGCAAUAUCUGCUUUAAAGAAUAACCUACACCAAAUUUCCAACGCAAAGGAGCAAGGGAGGAAGAGAUGGCUUGUAGAUUCCCCAUUUCUCGUACAAAGAAAGUAACAAUUGUAGCCAAUGGAUUUAUAAGGCAUCAUGUAAUGGUGCAAAUCGUUAUCUUUGUAACUUGAUACUGUAAUGGAGUUUUUGACUUACAGAUGAACUUGGCUUUAAGGAACAAAAUCAUGGGGUUAAAUUUACAUAGAAAUGAAGAAAGACUUGGAUGAGGAGAGUUCAUCUGAAUUUGGGGUCCAAACCCUCUUGUUUGGAGUAGAAAAUGAAAGAGAAACACUUUAUAAACAUAAAGGGAAGAGAGAUCAUCAAUUUCUGGUUCCCUUGAGUAUCAGAAAAAAUCAAAAUCUUUAGCAAGGGAGUUAUUUGAUAAAGAUACCUAUCAGAAAAAAAAAAGAGGGAAAAGAGAGAGAGAGAGAGAGAGAGAGAGAGAGAGAGAGAAGAAGGUAUAUGCUUCAAUUGGGACAGUAGAUGCAGUUUUUGGCUGUAAUCUAGUGGUUUUCUACAGGGGGAUAUCUAAUGUUUAACUUGAUUCCAUGUGGUUAUCCUUUUAAGCCUAUUAACCACCUUUGUGUUGUAGGAUUAUUGGAUCUUGAGUUUAUAUAUUUUAUGAAGGAUUGGGUAGUGUAGAAUGCAAUUUUUUGGUGACCAAGAAGAUAUCUUUUGCCAGGAGUUUGCUAUUUUUAAAUGUUAUCUGCUGGUUCUCUUUGCAAUCUUUAAAUAUUGAGAUACGGGUGAACUUUGGAUUGCUUUUAUGUAAUUUGGAGAUGGGUUGCAAAUAAUGGUUCAUGAGUUUUAUGGGCUUAGAAGCAAUGAUAUACAGCAGUUUGGUGGCCUCAGUUCCGAAAAUAUCAUCUUGUGGAAUAUCUUCUGAUAUCUCUUGGCAAUAUUGGGGUUAUGGGUUUAUGGUUUGGCAGGCGAAUUUAAGGUUUAUUUUGUAAUCAAGUGCUGCAUAGAAUUGCUUUUAGGGAAGUAAAUGGUUAAUAGGGUUGAAGUGAACAACUGUUGGAGCAGUAGAUUUGCAGGAUGCUUUGUGAAGCAGCUGUUCUAUGUGGUGGCUUGUUCACCAAGUUUUAGUUGACAUGGAUUAUAUUACACAUAUUGGAAAAGAUCAGAAUACCUUUUUAACAAUUUGAGUCGUUUCUAAUUUGAUUCUUUCAUAGUUCAGCCUUAGAAAUGUUUGUAGUGCAGUUGGUGGCCCUAGCUUGGGAUGGAGCUUGUCAUUUCUUAUAUGCUUUUGUUGUGUUGUUUCUAAUUUGAUGUGCUAUGUGUUCAAAUGUUUGGUGCACUUGUCUGUGUUACUAUUGAAUUUUAACCAUGUUAGUGGUCUCUUUCUAUGAUUUUGUUCUGUUGGUUUUUAAAUUUAUGGACCAUCUGUUCAAUUAUUUCAUGCGCUUGUCCAUCUUCUUAUGUUUAUCAUGGGACAUUUUCUUCAAAUGUGCUUUCACUUUAGUCCAUCUCCUGGAUUAUCAUGUACUUUGCUCUUUCAUGUCUAUGGUGUUCUUCUUAUUGGAUGGAUUAAUUUUCUGUCUUGAAUUUAAUAUUGGCAUUCUGUAGCUCAUGCUUAUGGGUAUAUGCAUAGACUGACACUCAAAACACUCACCCACUCAUAUAUUACUUUAGCAUUUACUGUGGAGAUUUUUUGUACUAGUGCUUGCUCAUUCACUGUUUCCUUUAAUAUGAUUGUACUGCAAUUGGUCUUAUUAGUUAUAUUUCUUUGAUGUUAUAUAGCUUGCUGUUAUUUCUUAAAAGCUUCUUGUAUGUUUCUGGAGCUGUUUAUUCAUACUAGGAUUUGGUGAUUUAGAGUCUGUUUAAAGCUUCUCAACCUGUAACUUUGAAUUGUAAUUGCCUUUUGUAAAAAGGUUUCAUUUCUUUAUUCUGAAAAACCAUUGAGAUGA
Messenger RNA from Vitis vinifera (wine grape), 6547 nucleotides. Its product is annotated as flowering time control protein FPA. The transcript is spliced from 5 exons. Lineage: Eukaryota; Viridiplantae; Streptophyta; Magnoliopsida; Vitales; Vitaceae. Gene Ontology annotation, molecular function: RNA binding. Bases 261 to 3182 code for a protein of 973 amino acids. The record is from RefSeq and is a predicted model, not a curated record.